This is a messenger RNA of Eremothecium cymbalariae DBVPG#7215, 4086 nucleotides long. RefSeq names its product Srb8p (gene SRB8). NCBI's taxonomy places the organism in Eukaryota, Fungi, Ascomycota, Saccharomycetes, Saccharomycetales, Saccharomycetaceae. The record is from RefSeq and is a predicted model, not a curated record. Gene Ontology annotation, cellular component: mediator complex. Bases 1 to 4086 code for a protein of 1361 amino acids. Gene Ontology annotation, biological process: regulation of transcription by RNA polymerase II. The transcript has a single exon. Gene Ontology annotation, molecular function: transcription coregulator activity.
AUGCCACCUAGCAAAUAUAUUUUAACUCCUCCUGAGGAUUUACAUCCCUUGGCUGCCAAAUCAGCGAACAGUCAAAAUGUAUACCCUGAUUUUGAUCCAUGGGCGCAUAAUGAGGUAGAAGACAAGAUAUUAUUAAGCUUUGUUGCGAAAGGGCAUUACAAUAGUGCUAAAGUUAACUUUGAGAGUAUAUCUGCGAGGUCUUCAUUGCAGGAGUCCUUACCCAAGGUAGCUGAUAUGUUAGCGGAGCAGUUUUCCAAGGUUGUGAACCUGAGGGAGCAAACCAUUAACAAAGUAUCUUCCGUGCCAGAUAAGUCUAUCGGUGGAAAACCGAGGUUCACAGAUCUAGCGGGUCCUGGAUUUAGUCUUCCUAAUAGGGUCACUUUGACAGAUCAGAGGAAGUCACAGUGGCUUCAGGAAUUGAGUUCACCCAAUGUCUCUUUAUUCAAGUUAUGUAGAUCAAUUCCUCAUGGGUUUAAGAGGAAGCAGAUCCUAGAGCAGUGCUAUUUGAGACAAAUUCCUUUGCAACGAGCCAUUUGGUUGAUAAAAAGUAGUUAUUCAAUGGAAUGGAAGUCGUUGAUGAGCAAAUUAAAGCCAGGGCAAAUCAAUAAAACGAUAAUAAGCCAGCUGUACAACCUCUGGACCAAUAAUAUGGUUAGCAUAAUGGAAAGAUUGGUAUUUGAAAUGCCUAAAUACUACAAUGAUAAUGCCCAACUAAAGGUCUGGAAGUUACGUGUGUCGUAUUACAUAAACCUCUUAGGAAACUGCUACAGUAUGGGGUUGAUGGAUAAGGCCGUGUUCAAUCAUUGGUUAGUUGAAUUUGUUGAAAAGGUAGAGAACUUUGAAUUUCUACCUUUGACCCUACAUUUAUUGAAUGUUUUUUGGUGUGGCAUUUGCCCUCUAACGAACGACCUUGAUUCUUCCAACGAUACUUUUCUUAUAUCAAAAAUAACAAGUGUCUUACUCCAAAAGUAUCACAUAGUCUCUCAAAGUAAGUCUAUGAUUAACGAUGAAAACUAUAUCAUUAAUGAUCUGCAGCGUAAUGCAAAGCUGAAGGAAAACAUAUUAUUCAGAAUCAAAUCGUAUAUCCUUGAUAUUUUCCAUAAUCAAUCUUUGGAAGCGUUUAUCAUGCCCAAUCAGAAUUGGGAUACAUACAAAAAUUGCCUUUAUGAAAUUAUUGCCCUGGAAAAGAUAGUGGGUGAACAGUAUACUGUUAUAAAGAGGAAAAUGGAACUAAUUACUUACAGAAAUGACUCCCUUAAGUUUAAUUCUUUCAUUCAAUGCCCCAAAGGCUCACCUCUACUCUGUGAUAGCGAAAGCAGUAUGGAUUAUAACAGCAAAUAUGAUUUACACAGCCUUUUGAAUGUUCAAUUUCUCGACUAUGAAAUGACAGCUAUCCUUGACAAUGUGGCGCCGGGCUAUGAUUGGAGUUUGUUUGUUCAACAAAAGUUUACAUGCAUCAAGCAAGUUAACCAAAUGAUCUUAUGGGCAUGUCAUCCUUCCAGAAAGGCGCGCUAUGAUGGUCCUCACUUAGUUGCAAAACUUCUACUACUGAAAGCUAAUUGCCAGGAAAAUCCUCAAGAAUACAGCAAUAUUGAAGAUAAAAUAUGGAGCUUGGUAUUUCAUUUUUCAAAACUAAACGAAGCAGAUUUAACUAAUAUUUUAAACUUGACUAGUUUAUACGGAUUGUUGAAUAUUUUCAUAAGCUACGGUAUCAUUAAAGUCCCAACUUAUAUCAGAAAACUAAUUAGUUCAGGUAUCAUGUACAUCCCUGACUCAAAGGACAAAUUCUUCCAUUGUGAACUGUUGAUAAAUCUGAAAAUAUCUCCAUUAAUGAAAAAUCAGUACAAUAUGGUCUUGAAAAAUAUUAUGGAAUACGACCCAACGUACUUUAUGCAAUUUAGUUAUGAAAAACUGCAGCUUCUUUUAGCUGCUGUUAAGGAGGAAAUGCUGCAGGACAAUUUCGAAAAUUUGUCCUCUUUGCCUACAAGUGUUAAAAUUUGGGUAUCUGAAUGGUACUUAAGUUACGUAUGUUCCUCCUUUGAUGGUACAUUGAAACAGGUAGAUAAAGCUACGGUUAUUAAGAAUUUCACUAUAUUUGGAAUUCAGUUGAAUGAAAUAUUUCAUUUCUAUAAGUGGGUUGAAUUUAUUGUUUACCAUCAAUUAUUAUCUGAUAUGGACUCUCUUGGUUCCUUGAUUGACAUCCUUUUGUGUUAUGAGAACUUGUUUCCAAUAUUAAUCAACGACCAAAUUCUCUUUAUAAAAACCAUUUUACACAUAUAUUCAAAGGAAUUACGUUUUAAGGAUAAGAUUUUGUAUGAGUUAAUUGAGCUUAACCCAUUUUGGAAGUUCUUCAUGAAAAGCUUCCCAUACCUAGUUGAAAUAGAUUCUGAUUUGCAAUUACAACUAGGUGAAGUUUACGAGUCUGAAAGAAAUCGUGUUGAAAGGCUAAUGAAGUCAAAUUCAGAUGUUGUUACGUUAUACUGCGACAUAAAUGAUAUUAAGGGAGAAAGCAGUAGCAAAUUUGGAAUUCAUAAUUUCCCAAGCAUUUUUCAACAGAACCUUAAGAUUUUGUUAAAGUCGGUGGAUGAAGAUACCGGUGAUAAAGCUCGUAAGGGACUUCUCUUACUAAUGUUUGCAAAUAUAGGGGAUUAUAACAAAUUCAUGUCAAUAUUUUUGAAGAGAAAAGAUUUUAGUACUAAGCAAUUGAUUAAGUUGAUUUCAUUGAAGUUGCUAACUUUAGAUCUAGUGCACAAAGUAAUUGGCGAUGAAUUUUUGAGUGACAUUAUCAUCCACAAGGAAUAUAACUACGGUUUAUGGUUUGAACUGCACAAAAAAACAUUUAUUAAGAAGAACUUUAAACUGGUGGCCUCCUUGUAUCAAAAUAGUGACGAUAUCGAAGAGCACAAAUUUUUCAUUGACCUUUUGGUGGAAUAUGGAACUUAUUCCAAGUUGCAAGAACAAGUGACAAAUAUUAUUUGCAAUUAUCUAAAAGAACACAGAAGGGAUUAUUCUCUAAUUGUUGAAUUACUCAAGUAUGGUGUUCCUGAGGGAUUAUUAGAGCCUAUAAAAUGUGUUAACCCAACAGAAUUGUAUAGGCAGUUGAACUUUACUAGUGUUUGGAUAUUUCAAGCGCUUACAAAGUACUACACCGAAGCACUCCUCAACAAUGAUUUAAAUGAUGGACAAACAAUGUCAAACUUUGUGUUUGACAUUAUUGAUUUAACACAAUAUGAUGUAACCUGCUCCCAUGUUUUCGAUAUGGUUACACAAGUAGAUGUAAUUGAGAAACUUUUGCAAGUUGUGGAAGCUGAUUUUUUUCAAAAAUGCCUAUCAGAUGAGCCAGACGAUGUCCAAUUUUUGGCAGUAAUGAUUGAGACGAUUAUGAAAUUAUCCAGAAAAGUGACUCAGGGUAAUGGAGGUAUUACAAUGACCGAAAAGUCGUUUCAAUUGUUGCAACGUUCAAUGGUUAAGUUUAGACAAAUGGAUAAGGAAGCAUUGUCUAAUGCAGAAAUGAAGUUGAAUAUUUAUCUCAAGAUAUUCACUGUGCAUCAAAAGUUCAUCUUUCAAAAAAUAUGUGAUACCCUACGGAACAGCAUUAAUUCGGAUGGGAGUAACUUAGUAACAGCUUUACGUGAGUUGUUUGAAAACACAGGCUUCAAUUUGAAAUUAAAACUAUUGUUGUACGACAUUUUAUCUUCUUUGAAGUCUUUUGUAAUCUAUGAAUCAACUAAAAAGGGCGAGUACACACUAGACCAACGCAAGAUUCAAGUACCCGAGGAACUGCAUAACUUGCCACCAUUUCACAUUUCGUCAUUUUUAGACGAACAUCCAUCAACUACUAUGAAUGAUUUCAGUUUAUUGGGAUUAGUUGAGCAUCAAGUCCAAUCAGAAGGUGAGGAAACCUCCCACUUUUUUAUCUAUAACAAAGAGACGAAAGAAUACGAAUGUAGUCUAUACGUCGAACCUUUCCAAUUGCUGAUGAACCAUCAGAAUAGGGAACCAAGCAUGAAUGGUCAUUGUUUUAACGACACUGCCUUAAGUCUGAGUCUUUUUGACGCCAGAUUUGACAAAAAAAACCCUACAUAG